Molecule: messenger RNA, 6900 nt
Organism: Larimichthys crocea (large yellow croaker)
Lineage: Eukaryota; Metazoa; Chordata; Actinopteri; Sciaenidae
Product: titin
Exons: 4
Coding region: 140-6583 (2147 amino acids)
Biological process (GO): cardiac muscle tissue development; sarcomere organization
Cellular component (GO): M band
Molecular function (GO): protein binding; structural constituent of muscle
Source: RefSeq, a predicted model, not a curated record
GAUAAAGCAGGCAGUGAUUGGCAGAGCUGUGCAUGUCUGCCACAGAGUUUUGGGGCUCGCAACAGUCGAUGCAUCUUAUACUAAGGUAUUAACUGAAUUACAUUUAAUUUCCUCGACAUAAAUAAGGGCGAGAGAAAACAUGGAGGCCAGCAACAGCAGUCAUGCAGCAAGAACAGCAGAAGAUGAGGCUCACACUCUAAAUAUAAAUAUGACACAGGAUACUAAUGCAGCACCCUCUGCAAAGGAUUCCCAGUCACCCCGCAGAGUCAUUGUCCAAGGGCAGCCUGCCACUUCUGUACAGAAUGGAGAACACAGCCCAAAUGUCCAACCUGAUGCUGCCACAGAUAUGGAAAAUGCUAUUAAGCCACAACUCCAGAUUCCAACUUUUAGCACAUUUACUGUUAAGAAUGGUGAAGAACUGAGAGUAGAGAUACCAGUGGUCGGGCAACCAACACCAAAGAUUGAAUGGCAAAGAGAUGGUCACGCAGUCAAAGAGACAUCAAGGCUAGAGGUUUCAAAUACACCAUUAUUAACAGUUCUUCAUAUCAGACAUGGGGUCAGGGAGCACUCUGGUCACUACUCUAUCAUAGCAAGCAACCCUGCUGGAAAAUGUACAGGAGAAAUCACCGUGGUUGUUCUGGAAAAGCCAGACCCACCCAAAGGGCCUGUAAGGAUUGAUGAGGUCAAUUCUGACUACGUUACCAUCUCCUGGGAGCCACCAGAAUACACAGGAGGCUGUGAGCUAGACAACUACAUAGUGGAGAAACGAGAAAUUUCAAGUACAGAAUGGCAGACUGUGUCUGCAACAACUGUAAGAACCACAAUCAAAGUCACCAAAUUGAAGACAGGAAAUGAAUAUCAAUUCAGAGUGUUUGCUGAAAAUAGGUAUGGAAAAAGCACUGCAAUCACCUCUGCCUUUGUAACUGCAGAAUAUCCUUUCAGUGUGCCCACUGCUCCUGGCACCCCCUUUACAUCCACUGUGACAAAGUACAGCAUGGUGGUUGAAUGGAAGCCUCCAGCCAAAGAUGGAGGCAGCCCUAUUAUUGGCUAUCACCUUGAACGCAAAGAGAAGAACAGCAUUUUAUGGACUAAGCUAAACAAAUUUGUUAUACCCGAGGCUCGCUUCAAAACAAGUGGACUGGAGGAAGGCAUUGAGUAUGAAUUCAGAGUCUUUGCUGAGAAUAUUGCUGGACUCAGCUCAUCUAGCAAGAUAUCUGACUGCUAUGUGGCAAGAGAUCCCUGUGAUCCACCUGGUAAACCUGAAGCUGUUGUCAUUACUAGAGAGAAUAUUACUCUUCAGUGGGAGAAACCCAAGUAUGAUGGUGGAAGCACCAUUACAGGCUACAUUGUUGAAAAGAAGGAGCUCCCAGAUGGAAGAUGGAUGAAGGCAAACUUCACCAGCGUUACUGAGAAUCAGUUUACAGUCACAGGUCUGAUAGGAGGCGAUAGUUAUGAGUUUAGAGUAACUGCGAAGAAUGGUGCUGGUGUUUGGAGCCCGCCUUCAGAAAGUGUAACUAUCAUUGCUCAGGAUGUUAUUGAAGGACCCACAGUAUCCAUUGAUCCUAAGUUCAAGAGUACUACUAUUGUUCCAGCUGGAGAUACAUUUGUCAUUGAUGCUGAUUAUUCUGGGAAGCCCCUCCCUGAAGUAACAUGGCUGAAGGAUGGAAAAGAAAUUGACAAAGUUACACCUAGAAUGGAGGUUAAAAACACGCUUACUCAUACAACUCUGACUGUCAGGGACUGUAUUCGAGUGGAUGGGGGUCACUUUGUCUUGAGCCUCAGUAACACUGGUGGAACUACAUCUGUCGCAGUUAAUGUGAAAGUCCUGGAUAGACCUGGUCCUCCAGAUGGACCUCUGAGGGUGAAAGUUGUUAGUGCAGAGAAGUGUAAUCUUCACUGGAACCCCCCUGUAAAUGAUGGUGGUGCCAGUGUUACCCACUUCAUCAUUGAAAAAAGGGAGACCAGUCGUGUUACUUGGACAGGGGUUGAUCCUCAAGUUGAAGCUGUCAGUUACAAAGUGACAAAACUGGUGCCUGGUAAAGAAUAUAUAUUCAGAGUAGCUGCCGUGAACAAAUAUGGUGUUGGUGAAUUUGUGGAAUCAGAUCCCUUCAUUGCACAAAACCCUUUUACAACACCUAGUGCACCUUCUACACCUACAGCCACCACUGUGACUGGUGACUCUAUUGUGCUCACAUGGGAAAGGCCGGAGACUGAUGGAGGCUCAGAGAUUGAUGGCUACAUCCUAGAAAAACGUGACAAAGAGGGGGUCAGGUGGACUAAAUGCAACAGGAGAAGACUCAAUGACUUGCGUUUCCGAUGCACUGGUCUUGCUGAGGGACAUUACUAUCAAUUUAGAGUAUUGGCAGAGAAUGCUGCAGGUGUGGGUGCACCCAGUGAGCCAAGUGAGUACAUAAAGGUAUGUGAAGCUACUUACCCACCUGGUCCCCCUACAAAUCCCAAGGUGACAGAUUAUUCCAGCAGUUCUGUGUCCCUUAGCUGGUCAAAGCCCAUCUAUGACGGUGGAGCAACCAUCAGUGGAUAUGUUGUUGAGAUGAAAGAAGCAGCAGAUGACGAGUGGAUCACAUGCUCACCAAGCACAGGUGUAGAGGACACAAACUACACUGUGAAGAGACUGAGAGAUAAUGCACAGUACAAUUUCCGCAUACGUGCAAUGAAUGCUGCUGGAGUUGGAGAGCAUGUGGAUCUACCUGGGUCUGUGGUAGCUGCUGAAAAACUGGAGGCACCUGAGAUUGAGUUGGACACUACCUUAAGGAAGAUUGUUAGUGUUCGAGCCUGUUCCACUUUACGUCUCUUUGUCACCAUCAAAGGAAAGCCAGAGCCUGAGGUCAAAUGGUCAAAAGAAGGUGGUACUCUCAGUGAGCGUGCUCAAAUUGAGGUAACAAACUCCUACACAGUGUUAUUGAUCGAGAAUGUCAAUAGAAAUGACACAGGAAAAUAUGUGUUGACUGCUGAAAACUACAGUGGUUCUAAAUCAGCAUUCAUCAGUGUCAGAGUAUUGGACACUCCCACCGCACCAACCAACUUAGAGAUAAAGGAGGUAAAGAGAGACUCUGUGUCCAUCUCCUGGGAGGCACCUCUCAUUGAUGGAGGAGCAAAGAUUUCACACUAUGUCGUAGAAAAGAGAGAGGAGACUAGGAAGGCAUUCACAAGCGUCUGUAGCAACUGUGUGAGAAACUCAUGCAAGAUUGACAAUCUCCAAGAAGGAUGCUUCUAUUAUUUCCGUGUUCUGGCUGUGAAUGAGUUUGGCACUGGACUGCCAGCAGAGAUCAUUGAUGCUGUUAAAGUCUGUGAGGCUCCUCUGCCUCCUGGCAAAAUCACAGUCAGUGAUGUUACCAGCAGUAGUGGACGACUCUCUUGGGAGAAGCCUGACCAUGAUGGAGGAAGCAAAAUCACUUGUUAUAUCGUAGAAAUGCAAGUUAAGGGAGAUGACACAUGGACAAUAUGUUCAGAGAGUAAAGCACUGGAAGUGACUAUUAAUGGGCUGGCUAAUGGAAAGGAGUAUUUCUUCAGAGUGAGUGCUGUUAAUGAAAAGGGAAAAAGUGAACCAACGUGCCUUUUGACACCUGUUACAGUGAAUAAUAGUAGUGCUGGACCCAUUAUAAAUUUGCUGUCCAACACGUUCAGUGUAAAAGCAGGAAACGAUUUAAAGAUUGAUGUUCCCUACAAGGGUGUACCACAGCCAACAGCAACCUGGACAAAAGAUGGCAACUUGCUGAAAGAAACAAGCAGGGUAAAUACGCAUACAUCUGACACAUCAUCUCAAAUAAUUAUCAAAGAUGCAAGCAGAAUAGAUGCUGGAGUGUAUGAAGUGACUUUGGCCAACUCAGUUGGAACCACAUCCGCUGAAAUCUUUGUUAAUGUUUUUGAAAGACCUGGCCCACCAACUGACCUCAGUGUGGAUGAAGUGAGUGCUGAUUUCAUGUCUUUGUCAUGGCAGCCCCCACAUUAUACUGGUGGAUGUCAAAUUAGUAAUUAUGUUGUUGAGAAGAGGGAUACAGGCAGCACAAUAUGGCAGACUGUGUCAGCCACAGUUGCCAGAACAUCAAUCAAAAUUUCUCGUCUGACACAGGGCACUGAAUAUCAGUUUCGUAUUGCUGCAGAGAAUCGCUAUGGCAAAAGCCACUUUGUUGAGUCUGAACCUGUUGUUGCCCAAUAUCCCUUUAAGCCUCCUGGUCCACCAAUCAAUCUCCGGGUUGUAAAUGCUUCAAAGUCUGUCAUGGUGGUUGUAUGGAGCAAGCCAGACAAUGAUGGAGGCAGCCCUAUUAUUGGUUAUCAUAUUGAAUGCAAAGAUCAAAGCAGUAUUUUGUGGACAAAGUUAAACAAAGGACCAGUAACUGAGAACCAAUUCAAGGUGACAAGUGUUGAAGAGGGUCUGGUUUAUGAGUUCCGGGUUUGUGCUGAGAAUAUGGCUGGUGCUGGACCAUGCAGUAAGGCAUCUGAGCCUGUGGCAGCAAGAGACCAGUGCGAUCCUCCACGCAACUUCACAGUAACCAACAUAACUAACAGCUCAGUUUCCCUCUCAUGGGAUAAACCAGAAUACGAUGGUGGGGCUAAAAUAACUGGGUACAUUGUUGAGCGUAAAGAGCUACCAGAUAGUUGCUGGCUUAAAUGCAACUUCACCAACUUACUGGACACCUUCUUGGAAGUGACUGGCCUCACAGAGGGCGAACAGUAUGAUUUUCGUGUGAUUGCCAAAAAUUCAGCUGAGCUCUUUAGUGCACCCUCUGAAACCACAGGACCUGUGACUGUACAGCAUGAUGUAGAGCCACCCAAAAUUAAAUUGGAGGACAGAUUUAGACAGGUGUUGGUUGUCAAAGCAGGAGACCUCCUAAGAAUAGAUGCUGACAUCUCUGGCCGCCCAAACCCUACAGUAUUUUGGUUGAAGAAUGCUAGAAACAUUGGAACCAAGGGAAGGGUUGAGAUAACUGCAACAAAGGCACAUACCUCUUUACUUAUCAGAGAAAGUGUUAGGAAAGACUCUGGACAGUAUACUUUAACCCUACAGAACACUGGUGGUACCACAUCUAAGACUAUCAUCUGCAAGGUCCUGGACAGGCCUGGCCCACCUGCUGGACCUCUUGUAGUAUCUGGACUCUCAGCAGAGAAAUGCACCCUGUCAUGGGGACCUCCUCCUGAGACGGGUGGUGCUGAAAUCAUGUACUACAUUGUUGAGAAGUGUGAAACUAGCCGUGUUUCUUGGAUCGUUGUGUACGGUGACAUGAUGGCAACUACUUGCAAAAUAACCAAGCUAGUGAAAGGAAAUGAAUACCUGUUUAGGGUGAGGGCAGUGAACAAGUAUGGGGAAGGUGAAACUCUGGAAAGUGAGCCUAUCAAAGCCAUGGAUCCCUUUACUAUUCCAUCCGCUCCGACUGAUGUAGAGGUCACGAGUGCAACCAACGAUACUAUGACUAUCUGCUGGAAGAGACCUGCCUCUGAUGGCGGCAGUCGCAUUAGUGGAUACAUUAUAGAGAAGAGGGAGAAGCAGGGUGUUCGCUGGGUUCGUGUCAAUAAGAAACCAGUCUAUGACCUACGAGUCAAAGCUUCCUGCCUGCACGAGGGAUGUGAGUAUGAAUUCAGAGUUUUUGCUGAAAAUGCCGCUGGACUAAGUGAACCCAGUCUCCCAUCCCCACUCACACUAGCAGAGGACCCAAAGUUUCUACCUUCCCCUCCUGCAAAACCCACCAUAAGUGAUUCAGCCAGGUCCUCCAUAACUCUGUCAUGGAACAAGCCACUGUUUGAUGGUGGAGCAGCAGUCACUGGUUACAAAGUUGAAUUUAGAAAAUCAACAGAAGAAGACUGGACUGUUGGUGUCCAUAACAUUGAUAAAACUGAGUUUACAGUUACUGGACUCACAUCAGGUACUGAAUAUGUGUUCAUUGUCAGAUCCAUAAACAAGAUUGGUAUCAGUGAGCCCAGUCCUGAAACAGAUCCUCAAGUGGCCAUGGAGAGAGAAGAAGAGCCCAGGUUUGAAGUUCCCACCGAGAUGAGAAAAACCCUGCUUGUUAAAGAUGGCAGCUCCUUCACUUUGACUGUGCCUUUCACAGGCAAACCUGUUCCCACUGUGACAUGGGACAAGGCAGAUGUCGAUCUGAGAGUCAGAGGACUGAUCAACACCAGCAGCUCCGUCACCUCUAUCACAGUGGAAAGGGCAACACGUGACGAUUCUGGCAAGUACAUAAUCAAACUGCAAAACGUUGCAGGAUCUGCCUCUUUGACGCUGAGUGUAAGAGUUUUGGAUUCACCUGGUCCACCAAUCCAUAUAGCAGUUAAAGAUGUGACCAAGAACUCUGCCACUGUUUCCUGGGACAUACCUGAGAAUGAGGGAGGAGGCCCUGUUAAGAACUACCUUGUAGAUAUAAGGGACCUCAGCAGAACAGGGUGGACAAGGCUCACAGACAAAUGCCGCAGACUGUCCUACAAGGUGUCAGACCUGGAGGAGGGAGGAAUCUACUUCUUCAGAGUCACCGCUCAAAACGAGUACGGGAUCGGCGUUCCAGCUGAGACCAAGGAGGGAACGAAAAUGAUAGAUACAAAUGACUGGGAGACAAAUCCAGGAGCUUAGCUUGUCUCCUUACAAGAGGUGAAGUAAUCAUCUCCUGGUCUUCAUGUCAAGAUGCUUGUGUGUUUCUCAUCUUCAUUCAGUGCUAUUCAAAAAACAAAACAAAACAAAACAAAACAAAACACAUAUGAGCAUUAAUACAUUACCAGAAGCUAUGUUUUUGUAGAUACUAUUAUAUUUCUCUUUUAAUUGUUUGUUUGUUACUUGUACUAGUAAGCCUAAUUAAUGACUUAAAUUCUAUAGAAGGAAAAUACAUUCAUGCCCUGUAUUUGUUUGUUUUUGGUUCAAUAAAAGACAACAAUUGUUUUGUUGCAAUGACA